AUGCUCUACGAUGCCAGCAAGUCGGUGGCAACGUGUGUGCUCAUCCUGAUACCGCCGGCAUACAUCACCCUCGUCCUGCGCUGCGGCGUGCGCAUCCACAGGAAGGCAUGGGGCGUCGAUGACACCUGCAUGAUAAUCUCCGCGCCAUUCUUCGCGUGGCUGUCGGCAUCCGUCCUCACUGGCGCGUUGAAUGGCUUAGGAGCCAAGGACAACCACUUGUUCGGAGGCCAGGACCAGUACACGACAGUACUCAAGAACUAUUUCAUGUUCAUGCUGUCCUACUGCUGCGGCGUCUUCUUCCUCAAACUCAGCAUCGCCCUGACUCUGAUGCGUAUCACCGCCGGUCGGCCCGCCUACAUAUGGACCAUCCGGGUGACCAUCCUCGUCUUCACGGCCACCAUCUUCAUGGUCUUCUUCUACGUCCUAGUCCAAUGUAAACCCAUCGAAUACUCGUGGGACAAGAGCAUCCCCGGCGGCCACUGCAAAGACAAGCGCAUCCUCACCGGCCUGAGCUUCGGCAUCUCGGCCGGCAACAUCGUGACCGACUGGACGUGCGCGCUGCUGCCCAUCCCGCUGCUGUGGAACCUCGAGAUGCACCGCAACUCCAAGAUCGCGGCGGGCGUGCUGCUGUCGUUCGGCAUCUUCGCCAGCAUCUGCGCCCUCAUCCGCCUCAAGUACACCAUCGCCCUCAACGAGGACGUCGACUUCCUCUACCACGCGUCUUUCGUCGUCAUGUGGGCCUACGCCGAGGCUGGCGUCGGCUUCUCGGCUGCGAACUGUAGUACCCUCCGCCCCAUCUUCACCCGCAUCUUCCGGCUCGGCAGCAGCCGCGGGAAAUCCGACGACACGGACUCGCGCGAAUACGGCUGCUGUCCGACGGCCCUCAAGAGCCGCCGCUCCGGCAUCGAGCUGGGCGACGCCGACGCCUCCGAAGCCAUCAUCGUGCACCCCGCCACGCGCGCCGGAUACGGAGUGAAGACGACCGUCACAGCAGGGGGAGACCCGGAUGACUUGUUGGAGCGGGAACGGUUGGGACGAGGGGGGGCGGGGGGUGGUAGUGGUGGUACUGCGGAGGAUGUUGGCAGCUUUGAGGAUGACGCGAGUCAGCGCGAGAUUUUGAGGGAGGAUCGGAUUAGUACGACGUAUAGGAAAAAGUAG
Lasiodiplodia theobromae is the source of this 1158-nucleotide messenger RNA. RefSeq lists its product as uncharacterized. The transcript has 5 exons. NCBI's taxonomy places the organism in Eukaryota, Fungi, Ascomycota, Dothideomycetes, Botryosphaeriales, Botryosphaeriaceae. The record is from RefSeq and is a predicted model, not a curated record. Bases 1 to 1158 code for a protein of 385 amino acids.